AUGGCAAAAGAGUGUUUAGGAGGUUGUUCAUAUGUUUUGAGGCUUGAUGGGAAUAACCAUAUGUUCCCAAUUGUUUGGGCCAUUGUUGAUGUGGAGGACAAAGAAAACUGGAGAUGGUUUUUGGACUGCCUUAUUAACUCUCUAGAUUUGAAGAAUGGGGCUGGCAUAACAAUAAUUUUUGAUAUGCAAAAACUACAAAAGAGGCACUACCAUAGGCUGAACACAGAUGGUAUGCAAGACAUGUGUAUGCAAAUUGAAGUAAAGACUAGAGAGGGGGAAAAGGCAGCUGUUGACUUGCUAAAAUACACUCCACAUAAGUGGUGCAAGGCUUAUAUUAAUGCAAGAUAUAAAUGUGAUAUGGUGGACAACAAUGUCAGAGAGACAUUCAAUUCUUGGGUGAAUGAAUUCAGGGACAGACCACCAAUCACACUUCUGAAAGAGAUUAGAAAGAAGGUCAUGAAAAGGAUAUCAAACUACAAGAUUUUACUUCCACAUGGCAAGGUGACUUCUCACCUGAUUGCAUGGCUACAGUUGAGUGCAAUUUUUUUGUUGAGCACUGAAUGUGAGAUAUUGGACAAUUGUGAUGAUGGUUAUGAGGUCAGCCAUGGUGAUGAUCAACACAUUGAGAUUUUCAACAAAAAGUCUUGUACCUGCAGGUUAUGGGAUAUAAGUGGGAUUCCUUGUGCACAUGAAAUUGUAGCCCUAUACCAUGCCAAGAAGAACCCCUUCGACUACAUUUGCAAUUAUUUCAACAAGAUGAUGUUCCAAAAUGCAUAUCAUUUUUCCCUACAACCUGCUGGGGGCGGUCAAAUGUUGGCAUUGUGA
Messenger RNA from Mercurialis annua (annual mercury), 825 nucleotides. RefSeq lists its product as uncharacterized. The coding region runs from base 1 to 825 and encodes 274 amino acids. The transcript has 4 exons. Gene Ontology annotation, molecular function: zinc ion binding. The record is from RefSeq and is a predicted model, not a curated record. Lineage: Eukaryota; Viridiplantae; Streptophyta; Magnoliopsida; Malpighiales; Euphorbiaceae.